This is a messenger RNA of Aphis gossypii (cotton aphid), 916 nucleotides long. RefSeq lists its product as uncharacterized. The coding region runs from base 163 to 618 and encodes 151 amino acids. NCBI's taxonomy places the organism in Eukaryota, Metazoa, Arthropoda, Insecta, Hemiptera, Aphididae. The transcript is spliced from 6 exons. The record is from RefSeq and is a predicted model, not a curated record.
AUUUGUAUGAUGUAACAUUUUUCUUUCCAAUUUGUAUUCACUUAACAAGAAAAAAUUGCUAAUUUGUAUAUAAAAUAAACGCAAGCGCACAAUAAAAAACGAUUGGAGCCAGUUGAUAAACCGACAAACACGUUUAACAUUUUCGUCCACCUCCGCUCCAAUAUGACCAAUCUGGAACAUUUUCGUCGCUUGUGUCAUGCUCAUUUAAACAACUACCCAGUUAACACAUUUACCAAUUGUACUCGUAUGGCUAACGUAAUCGCUUGGAACUGUAAUCCGAAAGAUCCCACUUCAUAUUAUUGGAAUGAUAAGGUAAUUACAAAUGACCUAACAAACGGCCGUCGAAUCAUCGAUCAUACUAGUACGACGGCGUGCCGCGUUGAUGUGUCCAUGCCAAACACUGAGUCCGCAUCGACGGCUAUUACUACAGUUAGUCAGAACGUUGAAUACAACUUAAACACCGACUACACCAGUUCAGAGAUAUGCUCAGAAAAAACAAUUAAAUGUACAUCGGCGCCGCGCAGAUACAACGUGAAAUCAAGGCAGUAUCCUUCCAUCACAUCGCCAGAACACAAUGGUAACAAUUCUGUGACAACGAUACACUCUACCACGAAAUAGAAAAUACGACCUUAUUAAUUUGCUGGAUAUGGUGGUUCACGUUCACUGGUGCUUGCAAGAAAGACUAUGUGUUCAAGAUGUUCAAAUGUUAUGACUUUAUAUACUGAUCAUAAAAUACUUAUGUUUAUGUUUUUUUUUUUUUUUUUUUUUUGUUUCGUUUUUCAAAUAACAAUUAAUGAGUUACAUUAUUUAAAAGUUGUCACUCAUACAAUAUUUUCAGAAUUGUUUUCAAUAACGUAAUUAUUAAAUAUUAUCCUAUGUAAUGUUCGUGUUAAUAAUAAAUAUUGUACAUAACUUA